Molecule: messenger RNA, 375 nt
Organism: Closterium sp. Naga37s-1
Lineage: Eukaryota; Viridiplantae; Streptophyta; Zygnematophyceae; Desmidiales; Closteriaceae
Source: the annotation of a GenBank genome assembly
AUGCGCCAGCAGCCACGAGGACAGGCUCGGUCCGAGCUCAGUCAAUGGGUCCAGCCGUUUCCGAUUUCCAGUCAGUUCGCCAGCCUUGCUGCUGCUGCUGCUGCCGCUGUUGCUGCUGGUGCUGGUGGUGGUGGUGCUGCUGCUGCUGCUGCUGGUGCUGCUGCUGGUGCUGGUGGAGCUGCUGCUGGUGCUGGUGGUGCUGCUGCUGGUGCUGGUGGUGCUGCUGCUGGUGCUGGUGGUGCUGCUGCUGGUGCUGCUGCUGCUGCUGCUGGUGCUGGUGGUGCUGGUGUCCCCCGCAGCAAGUGGGCUCAAGGGCUUGUGGCAAGCCACAUGAAUGUGCCGGAUGAGACUCCCAAGAGAGGUGAGCAGAAGUAA